Messenger RNA from Rotaria sp. Silwood2, 1473 nucleotides. The record is from the annotation of a GenBank genome assembly. Lineage: Eukaryota; Metazoa; Rotifera; Eurotatoria; Philodinida; Philodinidae.
AUGGACAAAAAAAGAAGUAAUUUUGUUUUUAUUCUUUAUUAUUGUAAUUUUCUUUUUUCAUCAAUGGUUGAUUUAGAAUUAAAAAACUCUCUUCCACUUAAUAAAUCAUACCAUAAAGUAAUUGAAAAUUUAAAUCGAUGGCGUACAAACAUGACAACACAACUUAAUGAAAUGCAUGAUAAUACUCUUCUUGAUAUGAAAAGAACACUUGAUGAUGUUCAUCAUUUUGCUUCAUUUACGAAUGCACUUUUAAUUGAACAAGAAAGUCAACUUAAAAAAGCAAGAUCUAAUGAAGAAAUUGAUAUUAUUCAAGAACGAAUCAAUCAAAUUCUAGCAGAGGUUCAAUUUUUACAAUUAUUAUCAUUUCAUUUAAAUUAUGAUGCAGUUAAAUUCAAUGGUAAACUUCCAAUAAGUUAUAAUAAUAAUGAAUUAAAAUCAAAUAGUUCAUUAAUAACAACAUUUCCUUGUCUUCCUAAUACAUCUCAAACAAUAUCAGAUUCAUCUGAACUUUCAACAAAUAAUAAACAAUCAAUUUUAUUAUAUGCAAAAUAUCGUUUUCUUAUUUCACGAACUGAUGCUAUUGAAUUAAAAAAGAAUUUUCUUCCCAAUUUUCAUUUAACUUCUUAUAAUAAUGAAUUAAUUAAUGAAUGUGUUUUAACAUUUAAUGUAUCUAAUCUUGAUUCAUUUCUUCAUGCAUUUACAUUGUAUUGGAAUUUAUUUUCAAAUAAUCAUGAAAUACGUAUGCUUAUAUCACAAUAUAAUGUAUUAUUUUUAACGGAAAAAUUAAAUGAAAUACCUUGUUCACUUGUAAAACGUUUUCAAUUAGAUCAAAUAAAGAUUUUUUCAAAUUCAUGUCCAAAAUCUGAUGAAAAAAUUUUAUUAAUUAAUGGAAAACAACGUAAUCUUAUAAAAGAGUGUAUUGAUGAAAUUUAUUUUAAUAUUGAAGAAAAUAAUAAAAAUCAAGAUACGGAGCAUAAUAUAAAAUUAUAUAAUCCAGCAAACUUAUCAAAGGAUGAUAUUAAUGAAAUAAUCUUAUCAAAGUUGGAUUAUGGAGGUUUUAUAUCAAAUCAAACUAGAUUAAUGAGCACACAUAAUUCUCAAAUGCAUAUAACUGAAGAUGACGAAAGUGAUGAUGAUGAUUUAUGGGAUGAAAAUGAUGAAUGGUGGAAUUUUCAAAAUACUCGAAAUAAUAAUACAGAUAUUAUUCAACGUGAAAUGACUAUUAGUAAUAAAUAUGCCGGUGUUGUUAUAGGUGUUAAUGCAUCAUGUAUUGAUCGAAUUAAACAGAAAACUGGAGCAUAUGUUUAUAUUAAUGGUGAAACCAAUGAUCUUAAAAGAACAGUAAUUAUGAAAGGUACUCAUGAACAAGUCGAUCGAGCUUAUGCAUGCAUCGAAAAUCUUAUUGAAAGAUAUAUAAAUGAUAAGUCAUUCAUGGAACAACAACAUUUACAUGGAAAACACAAAGAAAAAUAA